AUGGACCUGGGUGGAAUUCGGUUCAAGGGGAGACACAUGGAGAGUGUUGGCUCAGCUGUGGGCUGUGGCCCGGAAACAGCCAAGGAUCACAGCCCCGAAGUGCCAGAGACAGGGACAGGCGGGGAGUCUACUGUGGCUGAGGACCCCAGGAGGCAGGGGAGCUCCCCAUUGGUCCUCCAAAGGGACCUGGCCCUGGAGAUGGAAGCGGAUGAAGAGUCCCAGUGUCCACUCCAGGAGAAGGACCUGAAGGAGGCCAGCAUGCAGCUUGUCCAGGGCAGACAGGACUGGCAGGAUGGAUGCAGCUACAGGGGCGAGUUCGGGCAACACACCAAACUGGGGUUUGGUGAAUUCUACUGGCCCACCGGCGAGAUGUACCGUGGACAUUUCUACCGUGACCACCUCCAUGGCUUGGGCACCUACACAUGGCCUGAUGGCUCCAGUUUCACCGGCACCUUCUACCUCAGCCGCCGAGAAGGUUAUGGGACACUCUCCCUGAAGUCCAAGCUCUUUCAGGGACUGUACAAGGCUGACAAGCGCUUCGGGCCGGGUGUGGAGACCCACCCUGACGGCAGCCAAGACGUGGGGCUGUGGGUGCAGGAACACCUUGUCAAGCUGUGCUCGGUGAUGCCUGGCAGCUUCUCUCUGCUCAGCUACCCCGAGCUGGCCCACUUCCUCACACACGUCCCGACCAGACUCAGUCUGUCAGAUGAGGAGAAGAUGGAGUGGGAUGUGGACCAGGACCGGGACCCUUUCUUCUACGAGUACAAGCGGUUCCUACUGAAUGAUGACAUCACGCUGCCCCCAGACAUGCAUGUCUACUCCACUGACAACAGCCACCUGCCCAUGACCUCCUCCUUCCGCAAGGACUUGGACGCCUGGGUCUCCAUGGAUGACCUCCCACCCUUCAUGGAGGACGAAGAACCCUGGUUCAUUACAAACGAGACACCCUUGAUGGUCAGAGUCCAGAAGCAGACGUACAAGUUCAGGAACAAGAAGGCUUACACCAGCUGGAACAUGGCCGCCAUCAUGCAGGGUGACCGCAGCAGCUUCGCUCACCAUGGGCCCAAGGAGCGGCUGGCUAGGGAGAUGAUCCUGAAAGCCGAGAAUGGUGACCAUCACUGGAUCGAUGGAAUCCUGCGGGACAACCUGGCCUCUCCCGACGUGGCUGACGCCAAAGGCUACACUGUUCUGGCUGCGGCUGCUGUCCACUGUCAAAUGCAGAUCAUCAACCUACUACUGGACAGCGGGGCGGACGUGAACAAGUGCUCGGACGAGGGCCUCACGCCCCUCAGUAUGUGCUUCUUGCUGUACUACCCCACUGGGGCCUUCAAGCCCAACAUUGCCGAGAGGACGCUGCCAGAGCCACAGGAAGUGACUGGAAGAGUCCCCGUUCUGCCGGGCAUCUCUGUGCUGCCCCCGGAGGACCUUGUCCUGUACCAGACCUACUAUGGUCCGAUCCCGUCCAUGCUGGGCACCAACUAUGGGUCCGACCCUCAUUACCAUCUUCCGCUGUCCCAGGAGUCGGCGGACCAGAGUAGAGUGUCCUCGCAGCUGAUGUCCUUGAAGGGCAGGGACAACCUCCUGGAGUCUCUGCCAGGGCUGGGUGACACGAUGGGGAAUGCAGACGCGUGCAGCAUCUCCACCUUCGACUCCAACCAGUGUGUCCACAAUUUCCCCAUCGCUCUCUCUCACGACUUCCUGGAGCGCAGCGCCGGUGUCUACAGCCUGCUCAGGGUCCCGUCCCUGGGCGCCCCUGCCUCGGACAAGGGGACCAUGCGGAGCAUGGCGCUGUCCAUGGUCGAACACAGGAAGAGGUGGCAGACUAUCCAGCUGUUGCUGCACCGAGGUGCUGACCCCAACCUAUGCCACGUGCCCAUGGAGGUCCUGUUCUUUGCGGUGAAGACUGCAGAUACGGAUGGCGUGAAGCUGCUAUUGGAGAACGGGGCACGGACUGAUGUCCAGCUGUCCCCACAGCUGCGGUCACUUACCCCACUCCACAUUGCUGCUGCCCUGCCUGGGGAGGAGGCCGUGCAAAUAACAGAGUUGCUGCUCCAUGCCAUCACUGACGUGGACGCCCAGGCAGCUGACCAAGACGAGACAUACCGGCCACACAAGACGGACCAGUUGGCCUCAAGUCUGAAGCUCAACAAUGAGUCAGGACCACCCAGCAUCUAUUUCACCCAGCUUCCAGUGGCCCCUGAGGGUGGGCGCACUGCCCUCCAUGUGGCCUGUGAGCGUGAGGACAACAUCAAGGUUGCUUGGGAAGUAGUCCGACUCCUCCUUUCCCACAAAGCAAAUCCUAACAUGCUGUGGAGUGGUCACUCUCCACUCUCCCUAUCCAUCGUCAGUGGGAAUGACCUGAUCAUGAAGGAGCUUCUGGCUCAUGGAGCUGAUCCAAACCUGCCGCUGACUAAGGGCUUGGGCAAUGCCCUUUGUUUGGCCUGUGACCUGACCUAUGACCACCAAUGGGGCACAGACAACAAGCUGGCCCUGAUUGACCAGCUCAUCAGCUAUGGUGCCAACAUCCUGAAUCCUGUGACGCUCACACAGGGGGACAAGGUGGCUGUGGGCACUGCCGUGGACUACGGGUACUUCAGAUUUUUCCAGGACCGGAAGAUUGCCCACUGCCCCUUCCACACACUGAUGCCGGCUGAGCGGGAGACCUUCCUGUCGCAGAAGAGGAUCCUGGAGUACAUGGGCCUCCAGCUGCGCCAAGCCGUCCUUGCCAAGGAAAGCCAGUGGGACCCAAAGCUGCUGUACCUGAGCAAGAGGGCGGAGCUGGCUCCCCCCAACAGGCUGAAGAAGAAGAGCCCAGCGUCCUUCAAGAGUGUGGACACAGAGGGCCGGAAGCUGAUCCCUUUCUUCAAGUUCUGCUACCAGUGUGGCCGCUCCAUCGGGGUACGCCUCUCGCCCUGCACCCGCUGCUACAGCAUCAUGACCUGCAGCAAGUUCUGCAGGACCAGAGCCUGGAACGAGUUCCACAAGAGGGACUGUGGGACCGCAGUGGCCAAGACCAGUCACCACCUCUCUGGGGACACACUUCUGUCCACCCUGGAGACGUCACAGGCCCACUUCUUGUCCCUGCUAUUCCUGAGUUCUUGUCCUGGGCCCCACCCUGAGCUGGGAGAACGGAAGACUGGGGCCCUGGCUUCCAACCUGGAGGUCAUCGGGGGGCUCUCGGAGUGUCCGGAGGACGCCCCCCACCCACAGCCCCCAACAGUCUUGUUGCUCCCAGAGGACCGGCCUGCGGUGAGGCUCUCAGGGGACGAAAGUGCUGUCCCCUCCAACAUGAAGUUCUGGAACCUGCGGCCUGUGAGCCCUCUGCUGACCACUCUGUGUGCCGCGUUCAGGGCAGGACCAGUGUGGGGCUGGGGGCUGCACGGGACCAGCGUGAGGCCGCCCUCCAGGGUCCUCUGGGAUCUGGAUCAGAAUGGGCCCCAUGGUCUCAGUGUGGCCCCUGUCCCAGUAUGGCCUGGCCAGGGCACUGCUGACUCCUCACCAGACCUGAAGUGA
Molecule: messenger RNA, 3513 nt
Organism: Chrysochloris asiatica (Cape golden mole)
Lineage: Eukaryota; Metazoa; Chordata; Mammalia; Afrosoricida; Chrysochloridae
Gene: ANKMY1
Product: ankyrin repeat and MYND domain containing 1
Exons: 21
Coding region: 1-3513 (1170 amino acids)
Molecular function (GO): protein binding
Source: RefSeq, a predicted model, not a curated record